AUGGCUCAGAACAGAGGUAACAGAGGGGUUGACAACAUUGCCCAUGGUAACGAUGAGAAUAGAAAUGCUGGGAUUGCAGUGGGUAAUGUUGGAGGAAUAGGAGUUGCACCAGUUCAGCAACCAAUGCAAAGAUUUCAGUUUGGGGGAUUGCCAACGGAAGACCCAAACUUACAUCUGGCUAAUUUCCUAGAGCUCUGCGCCACAUUCAAGAUGAACGAAGUGACAAAUGAUGCAGUGAGAUUGAGACUUUUCCCGUUUUCACUGAGGGACCGAGCAAAGAGUUGGCUUAUUUCUCUGGAAGCCAAUUCUAUAACAACAUGGGAAGAGCUAACUCAAAACAAUUUAGCGAAAUUUUUCCCACCAUCGCUGUCUGCAAGGUAUAGAGGUGAAAUCAACAAUUUUCACCAAAAAGAUGAUGCAGCGUCUGGAGGAGCGUUCAUGAGUAAGAGCGCUAAUGAAGCCUAUGAUCUGUUAGAGGAAAUGGCCAUGAAUAACUAUCAAUGGCCAUCAGAAAGAGAAACCAAUAAGAAGGUGGCUGGAGUGCAUGAAUUGGAUGCCAUUUCAAUGUUUUCCUCUCAAGUGGCAACAUUAACUAAACAGUUACAGCAGAAUAACAUUCAUGCUCAGGCUCCCGUGAUGCAAAUGCAGAUUAUUUGUGAGUUAUGUGGGGGGCCUCAUUUAUUUGAACAAUGCACAAAUAGGGAUUUUAACAAUAUGCCUAUCGAGCAAGUGCAAGCAAUAGGGAACUUCCCAAGGCCUUCCAACAACCCAUAUUCCAUGAGUUACAAUCCAGGGUGGCGGAAUCACCCAAACUUUUCGUGGACAACUGGGCAGGGCAGUCAGCAACAGUUUCAACAGAAUCAACCACAGUAUCCUCGACCUCCUCCUGGGUUUUAUCAGAAGCAACCAGUAAGACCUGCACAGCAACAGAUGCAAGCAAAGCAAGACGGUCAGGCUGAUGUGUUAACUCAAUUUAUGACUGAAACGAGAUCAUCAAUUCGGAGCUUGGAAACUCAGAUUGGACAGUUGGCUACACUUAUGGCAAACCAAGCUCAAGGGAACUUGCCAGGCACUACUAAGGUGAAUCCAAAGGGGAAUCCUAACAAACAGUGUCAGGCGAUUACUUUGAGGAGUGGAACAGUAUAUGAGGGAACAAGUGUGGAAAAGAGAAUCGAGCAGAAGCAAGAUCAACAGGCACCCAAUGUUGAGGACAAGAAGACUUGUGAAGAGAAGGUUAAAGAGAUUCCACCAGCAAGAGAAGUGGUACCUCUGGUGUCUAUAGAUCAUCACAGAAAAAUUCCAUAUCCACAGAGACUCCAAAAGAACCGUCUUGACAAGAAGUUUGCAAAGUUCUUAGAGGUAUUCAAGAGGCUACAUAUCAACAUACCCUUCGCAGAAGCAUUAGAACAGAUGCCCAGUUACGUAAAAUUUAUGAAAGAUAUUUUAUCAAAGAAGAGAAAGAUAGAGGAUUACGAAAUUGUGGCCUUGACCGAAGAGUGCAGUGCUAUUUUGCAAAGGAAGCUUCCACAGAAGUUGAGAGAUCCUGGAAGUUUCACAAUCCCAUGCACAAUUGUAUUCAAAAGACUUGGUUUGGGUGAGGCAAAGCCAACAACUGUUACACUACAGUUGGCCGAUAGAUCACUGGCUCAUCCGAGGGGGAAUAUUGAAGAUGUGCUAGUGAAGGUCGACAAAUUCAUUUUCCCUGCAGAUUUUAUUGUGCUGGACAUGGAGGAGGAUGCAAAUGUCCCAAUUAUUCUUAGGCGACCGUUCCUAGCAACAGGAUAA
Molecule: messenger RNA, 1785 nt
Organism: Humulus lupulus (European hop)
Lineage: Eukaryota; Viridiplantae; Streptophyta; Magnoliopsida; Rosales; Cannabaceae
Exons: 4
Coding region: 1-1785 (594 amino acids)
Source: RefSeq, a predicted model, not a curated record